This is a messenger RNA of Nelumbo nucifera (sacred lotus), 1379 nucleotides long. RefSeq lists its product as uncharacterized. Lineage: Eukaryota; Viridiplantae; Streptophyta; Magnoliopsida; Proteales; Nelumbonaceae. The record is from RefSeq and is a predicted model, not a curated record.
CUUCCUAUACCUCUGGAGUCUGGAAUGUCCGCGUGGCAAGCUUCUGCACUAACUGUCCGGCCUUUUUCGUGGUUCCGUUCUUCCCAUCUUUCACUUGCAAAUGUAUAUAUAGGAGAGAGCAGAAACAGUUUGGUCGUGGUUCUCAUUGAUUCAUUCAUACUUGCAAGGGAUCGAGAUACAGAGAAAAAGAAAAAAUGGCGAAAAGAAUUGCAAUCGUGAUUAUAUGGAUGGCAGUCAUGCUGGCGGUGACUAAUAUUUGUUUGGGCGAGGAGACAGCGCCGACCACGGUGGAGGAUGCUGAGAAGGAAGCGGCAGACAAAGUGGAAGAGGCAAAGGAGAAGGGCGACACAUGGACCCAAUGGGCUAAAGAUAAAAUUUUCUCUUCCGAUUCGUGGUUUGGUAAAGACAAGGAGGAAGACAAGGAGGUGCCACCAGCGGGUGCAGUAGAACAUUUGAACACUGUGCAACGCAUUACUGCUACCGACGAUGAAGAGGAAAAAGACGAGGAUGAGAAAAAGGGCUCUAAGGAAGAAAAGGAAGACGGUGAUAAAGAUGUUAAAGAGAAAGUUGAGAAGAUGAAAAACGAAGUUUCAGAAAAAAUGAAGGACGGAAAGGAACACCAUGAGAAAAUUAAGAAGAAAGCUGAGGAAGUGAAGGAGGUCGUUAAAGACAAAAUUAAGGAAGCAAAGGAAAAGGCUGACGACAUGAAAGAGAAAGCCAAAGGAAGCUUUGAGGACGCAAAGGGAAAGGCUGACGAAUUGAAAGAGAAGGCCAAAGGAAGCAUGGAGGACGCAAAGGGAAAGGCUGACGAAUUGAAAGAGAAAGCCAAAGGAAGCAUGGAGGACGCAAAGGGAAAGGCAGACGAUUUGAAAGAGAAAGUCAAAGGAAGCAUGGAGGACGCAAAGGGAAAGGCAGACGAUUNGGAGGACGCAAAGGGAAAGGCAGACGAUUUGAAAGAGAAAGUCAAAGGAAGCAUGGAGGACGCAAAGGGAAAGGCAGACGAUUUGAAAGAGAAAGCCAAAGGAAGCAUGGAGGACGCAAAGGGAAAGGCAGACGAUUUGAAAGAGAAAGCCAAAGGAAGCAUGGAGGACGCAAAGGGAAAGGCUGGUGAUAUGAAAGACAAGGCAGCUGAUGCUUACAAUAAAGCAAAAGACAAGGUGGAAGAUGCCAAGGAGAAGGCUUCAGACAAAGCCGACAAUUAAUUAAAUUAAUUAGGACCUCUGAUCCAACCCUGCAACUGCGAAGAGGAACUACUUUACUGAUGGAGCUCUUUUCUAUUUAAUUAAUUCGUUCCACUGUAUUCAAUCUCUUGUAGCUGCUCUUCUUGAUCAUCUCUAGAGUUGCGAUGCUCUAGUUUUUGUUCAAGAACCAACAAUUUA